CGCAUUCGGACAGGCGAUGGCGGAGCACAGCGAGCUGGUCACCGAGAUGUGCGUGGUGGAGAAGAUGAGCACGCAGGAGCGGCUCAAGCACGCUCGCAAGCGGCGCCAGCAGCAGCUGAAGAAGUGGACCCAGCACGAGCGGGACCUGCAGAAGGGCAAGGGCAAGGCUGGGCCCCGGGCCGCCUUGCGGGCCGGUGCACCUGCCCAGGAGUACAAGGUCCACUUUGUGCCCAGCGUCAUGUUGCUGGAGGCCGCCGCCAGGAACGACGUUGACGAAGUGAGGCGCCUCCUGAUGCUUGGUGUCAGCCCAGACUCUACCAACGAAGAUGGACUCACUGCCUUGCACCAGUGCUGCAUCGACGACAGUGAGGAGAUGAUGAAGCUGCUCAUAGACUUUGGGGCCAAUGUGAAUGCCAAGGACAGUGAGCAGUGGACUCCACUCCACGCUGCCGCCACGUGCGGCCACAUCCACCUGGUCCGCUACCUCAUUUCCAGGGGUGCAGACCUGUUAGCUGUGAAUGCCGAUGGCAACAUGCCGUACGACAUUUGUGAGGACGAACCCACGCUCGACUACAUUGAAUCGGAAAUGGCCAAGCGAGGAAUAACUCAGGAAAUGAUUGACGAGACUCGGGCUGCAAACGAGGUGAUGAUGCUGAGUGACCUGAGAAACCUCAACGAUGCUGGAGGUGACCUGGAAUUCAGAGACGAGCAGGGCGCUACACCGUUGCACAUUGCUGCUGCCAACGGCUACGUGUCUGUGGUGGAGUUCCUUCUCGAUCAGCACGUGUCCACCGAUGUGUGCGAUAAUGACCAGUGGCAGCCCAUCCAUGCAGCAGCCUGCUGGGGACAUCCCGACGUCUUGGAAAUGCUGGUUCAGGCUGGGGGUGACCUGAAUGCCAGAACCAAAAACGGAGAAACCCCUUAUGAUAUCUGCGAAGACCCUGACCUGAAGGAGCGGAUUGUGCAGCUGCGAAGCGAAAUGGAGACCAAAAGGGCCAUGCAGCCCAACAAGCUAAGGCGCACCCAGAGCCAAAACACUCGAAGCCAGUCGGUUCGGCGAACGAGCAUCAGGGAAAAAGGGAUGAUCUCUCGGCGAGAGGCCCGGGAGGAGGCCCGCAUCCGGCAGGAACAGCAGGCACCCGUCAGCAAGGAUGAGGACGAAGAAGCGUCCAAGAAGGAGGCGACUCCCGAGGGCGACUCGAGUGCUCGGACGAGCCCUGGCAGUGAGCAGCCAUCCCCCACCGAGGUGUCGCCCCCCCGCUACGCCUCGGAUGGCGUCCUGGCCCUGCUGGCGGACCCGGCCGCGGGGCCCCCGUCCUACUCUGAGCUGUCUCCAGCACGCAGCCCCGGUGGCAGUAGCACCGCAACGGAAGCAGUCAAAGUGGAGAUUCACGUGACUGUGAACACGCAGCAGGCAGCACUGGGAUUCUCCCCGCAGAACGGGACGCUGUCAGACCUCAAGAAGCACCGUGCAGACCUGCGCAACAGUCGAGGUUCCUUGACGUUGUCGUCGUCGCAGCAGCAGGAACUGGUAGGCAAGAUGGCCGCUUCGACGGGUCACAACGGUCACCCAGCAGCAUCACUUCAGUGCCACAGUACGCCGGCCAAGCUAUGAUCCGCCUCCAUCUUCGCCGUCGACGUCCAUUCGCAGGUUUCGCAGCGACCCGUCAGAAAUUGUCGGGGAGCCACAGCGCAAGGACUGUUGCAUGCUUAUGUGAUGGUGUCUGAGGUGCCUCUCGGCUCUGGCAUUUGUCGCCAGCUUUGGCACGACCUGGAAGGGUACCGUCGAUUGUGGUGCAAGCGGCCAGGGUUUCAAGUUGUUUGCCACGAGGGAGGACAAUGUGGUUGGAGGAUGGGUCAAUCGGUUCCAGUUGGCGACCGAUCAGACUUGUCAGUGGCCUUGCAGGGGAAAUUUUUACACUCUUGCUGCACAUUUUUUUCCCCCUUGACGCUCUUGCAGGUAUUCAAUGGGGGCCGGAAGAAGGAAGCAAGUGUCUAUUUCUUUGUAGAACAAUAAUUUCAAAUAUGUGUGUGGCAUUAGUGCAUCGCCUCCUGGUUCAUACGAUGGGGUUGGGGCUUCUGGGAACACCCAUGGCUGGGCCGAGAAAGGCCAAAUAUCCAGUCCCCCUCGAGCUGGCUGCUCUGGUGUGCUCGUAAUGCCCGGCCAAGUUUUUCUUCAUUUUUCUUGUGGGGUUAACAGAAAUAGUAAUAUAUUUUUAUCGAAAAUUAUUCUGGCUUCAAAAGCAAGAUAAUAUUUGACCAGAUUUUAUACAUUCCUUUAAGUAAAACUCCACAAUUUUUUUUUUUUUUUUUGUUACUAGCGAAAAUUACAGGGAGAUGUCCCUUUGCUUCCCCUCCUUCCUUAUGCAAUCCACCCGUCUCCCGUGGUUGUUAAGUUUUGAUGGGAUGUGUCACUCUUAUAGUGGCAAUGUUAGGACCAGUAACCUGCAUUUCCACUGGUGGUCGUGAUUAAGUUGGAAGUAAUAACUAGCCACUGCAAAACUUUUUUUUUUUUUUGUGGUAUUGGUGCUGUGCACUGUCGUAAGUUGUGCUUACCCCUGGCAAACUAUUGGGAUAGCAACCCCCUGGCAGCGACUUUAUCGACGUAGCUUCAAAAGCAAGCCGGCGUGCAUUUGUUUUGUUUUUUGUUUUCUUGUCAAGGCCUGACAAAAUUAAGGUUGUGGCUGCAAAGACUUUAAAAAAAUAUUUAUCUUGCUUUAUUUUUUUUUUCUCACAUCUUUUGGUGCGAAAUGCAUUUCAAGCUCAUUCCAGAAUGCCUAGCAAGUUUUCUGCGAGGCACUUUCCACAUUUAUUGGAUGUUUUCUAGUGCCUCUUUUGUAAGCCCUUGGCGUGUCUGUUGCUGCAGCAAAGGGAAAGUGGACGCCCUAUGUGAGAGCAAUCUUAGAUUCUCGCCUCCUUCCUUAGCAUUUGAUGGUUUGUGUCAAAUGAAAUUUGUAUGCAAAGUGAAAAGUAUGCAAAGUAUGAAAUUUGUAUGCAUAGACUAGAACAUGUGGAUUUUCGUUUUGGCAGUAGAUUGGUUUUCUUUUUAGGAUGAAUGGCCAGAUAUGCCUUGUUCUCAGGUUUCGCUGUUGCUUGUUUUGUUCCAUGUUCCAGCUGCAAUACGGGUUGGAGCCUAGAGUACUGCAAAGUACAGCUUUGUCAGUGCUUUGCUUUUAGCAUUCCAAGUCCCAGUGUGCCUAGCAUUUUCUUGGCGACAAGGCGACGCAAGUGCAGCUAAUGCGAUGUGGACGUUUAGUCGUGCUCAAAGUAGUUGGCAGCAGCUUAAUAUCUAUACAUGAGCAAUUUGCGUUAAACUUCAGAGCAGCCAUCUCAUUGAGAGUAGUUAUUCUUUUCGUGAUGUCCCAUGUUCAUAAAGGCUUUGGGGGAUUUGAAUGGUGCGUUGCAUUAUACGAGAUUCUAAAACUUUGUAAAAGAAAAAAAAAAAUAGGUAGGCUAUUUUAUUUAGUAGGGUAAGCUUUAGUCCAUAGAUGGAAGAAUAAUGCAUUUAAGGAGAUCUAUUUGACGCUAAAUGUGCUCCAGAGGCUACUCUCCGUAGAACAAGAUGGGUGGAGGCGUAAGCAGUGUUGUACAUGCUAGUGGCAUCAAAAUGGUGCAGACGCCUCAUUUUUAUCCCAAAACCAACAACUCUGCCUGUAGCUACUCAAACGGACUUGGCUUUUAAGAAUUCAUGUAGCAAUUGGGAAACCCUGACCUUGCAGGAUGUGCAAGACAUAAAUCAUCAUUUGUACAAACUGUAUCGAUGGGAGCAGCUGUAUGUACUGGCAACAAGAGACUGGAGGGAUGUCCUGGCCAGUUCCGUUGUUAGUAGGGGACACCUGUGGAGUUUGCUUUGUUGCACGCACUAGGAGCUGAAAGGAUGUGCUUCUGAGCUGUGCUCACUCAACAAGAGGCCAUAAAUAAAGACCUGGGAAUACUGUCCGUUA
Ixodes scapularis (black-legged tick) is the source of this 3944-nucleotide messenger RNA. RefSeq names its product protein phosphatase 1 regulatory subunit 16A. Gene Ontology annotation, molecular function: protein binding; enzyme inhibitor activity; phosphatase regulator activity. Gene Ontology annotation, cellular component: cytoplasm. The record is from RefSeq and is a predicted model, not a curated record. Lineage: Eukaryota; Metazoa; Arthropoda; Arachnida; Ixodida; Ixodidae.